Pieris napi is the source of this 1548-nucleotide messenger RNA. RefSeq lists its product as uncharacterized. The transcript is spliced from 6 exons. The record is from RefSeq and is a predicted model, not a curated record. The coding region runs from base 343 to 1293 and encodes 316 amino acids. NCBI's taxonomy places the organism in Eukaryota, Metazoa, Arthropoda, Insecta, Lepidoptera, Pieridae.
UUUAUAAAUGACUUAUUAUACGAUUUUGGAAACAGCUUUUUAUGAGAAAAGCCCGAUUUUAUUCGUUAAAACUAUUUUGUAUCGAUUAACUGAGGAUGAAUAAAUAAUAAAAGUAAAUUUACAUAAUUAUUAUACGACGAUAGUUAUUACAAACUAUUAUUGAAAAUGGCCUUACGCGCACGGGCGAAUGUGAUUUAGUACGCGCCGGGUCAUCCCAGAGGGUGGACGUAUCGCUCAUUUCCCGCGCGUCUAAAAGUUGAUUGACCUUACGUACGACCGAGGUUCAAAAGGAGUAUAGUGCGUCAUUGGAUUUGAUACUUAAGUAAGUAAAAUUUCUAGUUAAUGUUUCUUUCGAGUUGUCAUAUCGCAAUUUUGCUAAAAAAUAAUAUUAUUACAGGCAUGGGUAACAAACGCAAAAAAUAUAGUUGCAGUAGAAAUGCGACGUCUGCAGCGAACGCCAGGCAAUCAAAAAGGAGAAAGAUUAACGAGGAAAAAAACCAACGUACUCAUGAAUCUCCUGACAAUAACGACUCCUGUGUUGAUUCAAAAAAUAAUAAUCGUGACAAUGAAUUAUUUGAUGCACUCAUAUCGGAUCUGGAAAAAAUAGAUGAGAAAAAACAAAAUAUACAUUUAGAAGAAACGGCAAAUAUUGAAGAGUUUGAAUUGGAAGUGGAGCCACAAAAACAUAUCAUUCCUCCAUAUCAAAUUAUAGGAAGAAGGAUUGUUGAUUUCAUGUAUUUCUUUGAUCAAAUCAAAAUUGUAGCUAACCAUAAUCCUGGACUCGGUUGUUCAAUAAGUAAUGUUGAAAUUGUCAAAGAAAUACUUAAUGGCUUAGAAUCGACAAUCCACUUCAAAUGUACAAUGUGUAACAAGAAAUUUAAUGUCACACUAUGCAAUGAUAAUUUUCCAAAAGAGAUGACCACAAACCAUGCUGCAGUGACUGGUGCCAUGUUAAUUGGUUGUGGUUGGAGCAACCUGAAUGAGUUUUUGAGUGCUAUAGAUCUUCCAAAUUUAGGUCAAAAAUCUUAUGCAACUUGCCAUAAUGACGUAUCCAAGUGGUGGGCAGUUGCUGCAGAGGCAUCAAUGAAAGAGGCUGCUGAGGAGGAAGCAAAGCUAGCCAUCGAAGGUGGUGAAGUUAUAACAGGAAUUCCUUCAAUCACAGUAGUAGCCGAUGCUUGUUGGUCGAAACGGUCCUACAAAAGUAACUUUUCUGCACCUUCUGGAGCAGGCGCAAUUAUUGGAAUUAAAACAGGGAAGGUGUUACAUAUGGAAGUAAAAAAUAAAUGCCCCUAAAAAGGUGUACAUCUUUUAACCCUCGGGAAGUCUGCGAAAAGAAAUUGUGUCUUUUUGCUGUGUGGACUGGUCAACAAUUUCCACUUAAAGUGGAAGUAAUAUCAAGGGACGAGGGUUUUUGGUGCCAAAAAAUGAAACCGAAAUUAAUCAAUUUCUACGAAAAGUGCCUCUUACCUGAAUAUAUCGACCCCAGGAAAAGCCGGUCGAUGCCAAUCAGGAGCACUUGUUUGUAAAUAAUAAAAUCUAAAAAUGUAA